Molecule: messenger RNA, 15406 nt
Organism: Blepharisma stoltei
Lineage: Eukaryota; Ciliophora; Heterotrichea; Heterotrichida; Blepharismidae
Source: the annotation of a GenBank genome assembly
AUGAGUGCUGAAGAAGCAAAAGAGCUAGCGUUUUGCGAAAAAGAGGAGGGAAAGGCUGAGGAUCUAAUACCUGAAGAAUCUCGUUCUGAUGAAAAUUAUAUAUAAUACCAAUUAGGAUUUCUCGAAGCACUAGCAAGUUUAUCUUAAGGCUUAUUAUUAACGAUAACCACGAUUGACAUCUUGCACUUUCUUACAUAUCUUUUGUCCAAACAAAACAUGCCAUCGAAAGUUAGAGGUAUGAAAUAAAUGAAAUUUACAAGAAGGAUAAAGUUAAAAUGAAAGCUGAAAAUAUAAUACAAGUAUAGGUUGUGAGCUCAAUACUUUAUAUCACCAUAUUAUUUGUACAUUAUAGCAAGUUAAGACCUAAAUCUGUAUAAACUAGCACAACCUUAUUGCAUAUUAUUUAUAUCUUAAUUUACACUACAUAAAUUGAGAAACAUAAUUUCACCUAUAGCAGAACUGACAGAUCAGCCAUGCCAUCCUGAAAAGAAAAUAAAAAGCAUUACUGAAGAGCAACCCAAGGAUAAGUUCAGCGACUGCGAAGAUACUUCAGCAAACAUUUGCACUAUUUAUGCCUUAUACAAGCUCACUCCUCAAGAGCGUGAAAAUAAUUCUCUUCAGCUUGCAAUAAUUGGAAGCGACAGCUACCCAAUUAAAUUUCAAAAGUUCAAAAUAUUAGAAGGAUAUUGUAAAAAAUUUGACCAAAAUAUUAAAAUUUUUGAAAUGCCUAUUCAACUUAAUAAAGGGUGGAAUGGAUGCAUUCAAGUUAAGCUCAUGUUUUAUGAUAAAUCUUUAGAUAAAAUUAAAGAGAACUGAGAAAGUGGGGGUCAAUGCAGAGGCGUUAAUUUGGAGUUUCAAAAUAAUUUCUUGUUUGAUGUUAAUAUAGUUACCAUAUAUUCGUUAGGGGCUGUUAGACCUGAUGGUGAAUCUGUAAGUGGUUCAUUCAAGCAGCUAUCAAUUUACGCAGACUAUUUAUUAAAAAAUCUCAAUUGGGAGAAAACUAUUCCAAUGCUUAUUAAGCAAUUUAAAGCGAAAUAUGGAUUUGAUAUUACUGAUUAUGAUAAUGCAAAAAUUUUCCUUGAAAUAUUGGAAGAAUUUAUUUCAUCAUAUCCUCAACUGUCUAUAGAGAAGCUCCAUGCUCUUGUCUCUUUGAUAUCAUGCAUCACUCAUUCAAUGAUCCCAGAUGUCAAUUUCAGCAAGUCUCAAGUUUUAUUAGAAAACACUGACCAAUUUCAAAAUUUAGAAUCGGAUCCUCAUUUCUUAAAAGGAUUAGCCCAUUUAAUGGCAUUUAAGAUGAAAGAAGAUAGGAAAAUCUGAAAUGUUUUUGAUUACAAUAUGGGUGAUGAUUCGAAAUUUGAAAUCUUAGAACACUUUUUAAAAGAUUUGGAUGAACUUAAAAUUCCUUUAAAUAUUGAACAAAAAAAUUUUAUUAUUAGCAAAAUAAAUUCUUUCAAUUUAAAGAGAUGAAUCUGCAUAUUCAAAAAAAUAGUUAGUCAAGGUUUAAGCUGUGAUGAAUUUUUUAGAAGCCUGCAAUUAGUUUGUUUGAAAGAGACUAAUGAAUUGGCUAAAAAUAAAUCAAUUAAGGAUAUUGAUACUUUAGUAGAAGAAUAUUGCGAAAAAUAUAUAUCAAGCUUGGAUAAUAUCGUUGAAUUUUUUAGAGUACUUUGCAGCCUUGACCAAGAAUUUAAGCUCUUAAUGUAUAACAAUAAGGCAAGAGCAAUGAUAUGAAACAUUUUAAAACAAAGCACUGAAAAAAUAAAGAUCAGGCUUCAUUGCUACGAACAAAUAUUCAAAAAUUAUUAUGAUGUUUUUUAUUCUGACUACUAUUCCGCCAUUGAACUUUCUGAAACACUUAUAUAUGAAGACAAAAUUGAAUUUUCAAUAGUGUGCAAUACUUUUAAUUUCAAAAUCUCUGUUGUUGACUCAUUUUUUGAAAAAUGGUCAAAUAAUAUUAUUGCUAAUCAUCAAAAAGUUGAGGAUAUUAUCUCCAAUUUUAAAAGUGAAGCUCUUUCGAUUGAAAACCAAAAAAAUUUAGAAAGGCUCUGCUUUAUUUUUGUAGAGCGUCUUUUAUUAAGAUGCAAAAACAUAAAGAAAGAAUUUCUGAGCUGUGUGGUAAAUAUCGAUAAUUGCCAAAAUGAAAUUUUAAAUGAGGCUUAUAUUGAAAUAGAAUUAAAAAACGAGAAGGAACUGCUUUUGGGUAAAGAAAUCUCAGAAAAUGAUAAAGUCGAAAAAAUACUUAAAAAAUUUUCUAAACUUCAUGAAAAAAAUGAAAAAAAUAAAACUCUGAGCACCCUUAUAGAGAGAGAACUCUCUCUUAUUGUAUAUGAGUAUUCAGAGCAAUAUAUUAAAAAUGCUUUAUUUACUGAACCUCAAAAGAAAAAAUGAUGGGGCUGAAUAUUCAACUCAAACAAAAAAUUAACAUCAUUUAAACAUCCAAAGUUGCUUAUAAGCACAAUAUCCAAAAUAGGAGAGAAAAUAUAUAAUAAAGAUAUUACUUUAUCUGAAAUCGAUACUAUCAAAAAUCAGCUUAAACAACAGAGAUCAGACAUGAUAAAUCUAUUAGAAAUUUCAUUUAAUAAUUUAGAUAAAGAAAAGCUAAAUUUUUCUAUGGCAAUUGAAGAAGCUAUAGAAAAAAAAAAUGAAAUCGAAAACAGUUUAAAUUCUUUCAAUAGAUUUAUUUGCCAUUUUCAAGAUAUUAUGGUAGACUAUGAAGCUAUAGAGAAAGAACAUAAAGAUUUAAUGAAAAAAUUUUUAGAAAUUAAAUUGGCUAAAUUUGAAUUUCCACAACAAAUUAAAAUGAUAGUAGAUAUAUCAUGUGAAAUUGGGCUUGCAAUUGACUCAUAUAUAUUUAAUAAUUAUUAUCUGCCCGAAUGCAAAAUAUUAUUAACAACAUCAAGUUCACCCAAAUUGGACAUUCACAAAAUAAUUGAAGGCUGUAGAAAUUCAUAUGAUAAAAUGAUUCAAAACUUGAUUAAAUUGUUUCUUGAUGCUAGUGCUAAUUAUCCAUUGGGAGAAUUCAUAAAAAUAUUUUCUAAAAUACAAGAUGUUGACAAAGAGAUAGAAAUCAUUGCCAGCCUUAUGAAGAAUGAAGGUCUCUUUGCUUUUGAUAAGAUAGCUCGUUUUAGAGAAUUUUUGGAGAGAUAUCAAGAGAAUGAUACUUUGUUAAACGCAUGUCAUGGAAUAAUUGGUCUCAAAGAAAUUACAGGAGAAGCAGAUAUUAAUGUUUUGAAAAUAUGCUCUGACUACAUUAAAUUAUCAUCAAAUCUUUACAAUUAUUGCAUUUAUGAAUUUUUAAACGAAUCAGCCAAAAUCCAUGAACUGUUUCAAAAUUUGUCGAAAGAGCAAAAAAAUUCAUUAGCCGCUUCACUUCAAGAAAUAGCGAAAUCAAAAGAGCUUGUGCUCUUCUUGUUAAGCUUAAGAGAAGGUGAAAUAAAGGAUAUGAAAGAAGGCAUAAAUGACUAUGAAAUUGAGUUUGUUAGCAUGCAGACCAUAUUAGAUUUAGAAAACUUAUGAUAUUGUAUCAGAGAUAUAAAGGAUUCUUUGUCUAAUUUUGCUCAGCUCAGUCAAUUAUUUGCAUCAAAUUGUGAUAAUGGAAAAGAUUUUAAAUCUGUCCCUAGUCAGCUUUGCUCAUGUGCUGCACAACUCAAUGCUAUAACAAAGUUGCAUAUUGAAAUAAAUUGCAAAGAAGAAGCUAAAAAGAAACAAAUUUUUGGAAUUGUGAAAAAAUCAAGCUUUAAACUGAAAUUUGAAAAUAAUGAAUAUCUCAUUGAUUUAGUAUAUUCUGAGAAUGCGAAAAAGCAGUUUGAUAUAUCAGAUAUUAAUGAACUUAAAAAUCGAGCACAGUUGAUAAUGCACACCUAUCAGUCCUCAUGCACGCAUAAUGAUGGAGGAUUACAAUAUUUUGAUGUUUUUGUGAAUUAUAUCAACUUAAUAAAUAAAAUUAUCAACUGUAUGAAUGAUUUAUAUCAAAGUGGCUAUCCAAAAUUGGAGGAUAAGCUUAAUGAAGAAUUUAGCUGUUGUGAUGGAGACUAUGAAGCCGUAAUCCAAUUAAAAAAGGAAAUACAGCGGCUAUUUAAAUCUUGGGAGAAAAAUUUGAGCAAUUCCUAUAAGGAGUGUUUUUGGUUAACAUUUUUGAGUGGAAACCAGUUUUGGACUUUAGAAAAUUAUAUUAUUGACUCAUCCUGUGUAUCAAAAAACGAGGCAAUAAGCUUAUUAAAGUUUAUGGGGAAACAGACAGAACUUUCAGUACAAUACAUUAAAGAUGGGCUACCAGAAGAGAGAUUAAUGAAAUUAGGAAUUGUUCUGAACGAAAUCCCUAAUUUAAAUGGCAUUCCUCCAAACCCAGAAAUUUUAGCCUUCCAAGGCGAAAUCAUCAUUCUUGACACAACAAAAUAUCUCAAUGGGAUUUUUUCUAUUUAUGAAUACUAUAAGCUCUCUUUUCCUAGUGCCUCUCAAGUCUUAUUUUGUAAAAGCUGCACUUAUUGAAGAGAACUUAAAUCCUUUCUAUAUAGAUACUUUAAAGACCCUUCUUGCAAUAUCUACUGCCUAAUAAACUGUGAAAAUCUCUCUUUAGAAAAUCAAAUAAAUUUUAAAUUACUUUUCAAUGAGUUAUACGGCUUAUCGCCAAUAAAAUCAGGGCUCGGAAUAAUUACAGCAAACCCAAAAUGCUACUUACUCCUCUUUAAUUGGAAAAAAAAAAAACUAUUUAAAGGGGAUCGCAAAAUUUUCAAACAUAAAAUUGAUUAUUUUUUUAAAAAUUUUAUGAAAAUUUAUUUAGAAAAUUAUUUGAUCCAGCAUGACAAUCUUUAAAUAGCAUCCUCUUUGGCUCCUUCUUUAAACUGGCUAAAGUUAUUUACACUUUCGCUUAAAAUUUUUUUAUUAAAAAAUUAAAAUUCUGCUUCAUUUAAAAGGGGAGCUACUGCAGUAUUUAAUAUAUUUAAAAGUCCCAAAGGUAAAUAGAUUCAGCUCGAAUAAAAUUUUAAGUGAUGAAAAAAUAAAGAUAAAGAUAAGUGAAAUAGAAAAUCAAAGCCGAGUAAUAACUUCAUCUUUUGCAGGACUUGGAAAAUCAGUAAUGAUAAAAGAGGAGGAAAGACAGAAAGGGUCAAAUUUAAUCACUUUUCCUAUUGGUGGUGAUAUUAAUUAUGCAGAGUUAUGCAAAAUGAUUUCGAAGUUGAACACUGUCACUGGGAACUCAGUUUUGCUUUUAAAUAUUAGCUAUACAAGCAACCCUUCUCUAUUAAACGAAAUUUUAAUCAAUAUCUGCCUUUUCAGAACUUUAAGCACAUCUGAAAGUAUUUCUGUGCUAGAUGCAGGGAUUCCUAUUUUAAUUGAAGUAGCAAAUAGUUUUCAGGACAAUCUUUUAAAGUCUAUAGAUUAUUUAAGUUUUGUUCCUUCUUGCCAUCUUGAUUAUUUUGAUAUAGAGCGUUUAAUAGUCCCCCAAAUAAUUGAUGAUCCUAUACAAGUUGUGGGUAAUUAUUUGAAUUUAUAUGAGAAUCAUUUAAUUGACGAUAAGAAAGCCAUAGAAAAUAAAAUAAUUUUGCAGAAGGAUCAUUUGAUUUAUUUAAUAAAAAAUUAUUUUAUAGAAGAACAAUAUGAUAAAAAAAGUGUGACAUAUACGCAACUGAAUAUUUUCAUAUCAAUAUUAAAUUGGCUGCUCCUUAAUUUCGAAAGAAGUCCAUUUUCUCCUGACAUCAUAAAAGAUAUACAGGAAAAUUUAUCAUACUUGGGACUUUCUAAUAUAGCAGAAAAACUCUCCUAUUUUCGAACAAUGGUCUUUGAGUCUUUAUUAAGCUCAACUAAAGAAUUCACAACUAAAUGUAUAUCAAAUAUUAAAGAAAUCCAAGAAAAGUCCUCAGAAAAAAUUUUAAUGAACCAAAUUGAUGACGCAAAUGAAAUUUCUUCUUUAGCCUUAAAAUACCAAAAUAAUAUCAAAUGAGAAUCAUCAAACCAUUUUCACCUAAUUUUCCUUAAAGAUGGGUCUUUUAUUCCUAUAUAUAGAAAUCGAGAUUGUGUUCCAGAAAAUUUCAAAGAAUUAAUUUCUCUACAAAAAUUAGCAGCAAAACAAAAUAUUUUUAUAAGAAAACGCAAAAAUAAAGAACAGUGAAAAAAUUUUGAAAUUGAUGACUACGCAUCAAUGAAUCGUUAUCAGCUGCUAGAAAUAUUGAAUAAUUAUAAUAGAUAUAAUGUAAGACUGGAAAAAACGUAUGGAGAUGGCGAAUAUGUAAUGACUCCUGAUAAUUUCUUAAAAAUGAAUCUUAUUUAUCUUAGAGUCUACUCAGGCCUUCCAGUUAUUAUUAUGGGCGAAACUGGGUGUGGAAAAACAUCAUUGAUACAAUUUCUUGUUGAAAAUGUGCUAGGAAAGCCCAAAAAAGAGCCUCUUAGAAGCAGUUUGCAUAGCUCUUCGUCAAUUGAAGAAGAAACUAAAGACGAAUCAUCAAGGCUUUACUCAAAAAUUAGUAUUCAUGCAGGCACCACAUCAGAAGAUAUACGAAACAAAAUGAAAAAAAUAACAGAAAAAGCCCAAAAAAUCGGCCCAGAUGAAAAAUUGUGAGUGUUUUUCGAUGAAUUCAAUACAACUGAUUCUAUUGGAAUGAUUUGUGAAAUUAUGUGUGAAAGAACUCUUGAUGGAAACCCUUUGCCUUCAAAUAUUGCGUUUCUAGGAGCGUGUAAUCCUUAUAGAGUUUCUUCAAAAAAAGGAAUGCAGCAAAAUAUUGGUAUCAAAAAAGUAAAAAGAACGCAGAAUGAAAGUAAGCUGGUUCAUCUCGUAAAACCGCUCCCUGAAACCAUGAUAGACUAUGUGUGGGACUUUGGAACGCUCACUCAUGAAGAUGUAAGAAAAUAUGUUAAUAAUAUGCUUGACCGCAUAAAUUCACAGUAUAAAGAAGUUUUUACUGAUAUGAUAUGUAUAGCUCACAAGUAUUUCCAAGAAGAGGAAGAUGUCAGCAGUGUUAGCUUAACUUUUCCACAGUGAGGAUGCCCAUCAUGAAAUUGUUUAUAUCUGCGAUAAGCUCGUUAUUUUAAUAAAAGAGAUACAUUUUUGGAGAAUUUUAGAAUUGGAAAAUAAGAUUAAAACAUUUAUUUGCAAUUUGAUGAGUAAAAAAGAGAAAUAUAAUGCAUCCCAGUGCUAAAAUUUUUUUUUAUUGAAAAUCAAAAAAUUUUUUAUUAAUUGCUUUCAAAAAAUGCUCUUGUUUAAAUUUAAAGAGGGAUGAGUAAGAGAUGUAUCAAGAUUUAUUGAUUUAUAUUUAUGGUUUGAAAAGUCUAUCUCUGAUCACUUAAACUUGCCACCAAAAUCUAACUCCUUCACCUUUGUGAGGAUUAUCCCGUUCUUUAAGAGUCAGCAAAAAAAAUAAGGUCUUAAAAAAUUUUUUAAACAAUUUUUAAUUUUUGCUUUUUAUAUUUAUAAAAAAAGUUAAACUCCAAUUGUAAACAGCGUUCUCAAAGGGAGUAAAGUCAAUGAAAAAUAUAUUAAUGCGAAUCAAGACACUGAUCUUUCAGCGGGAAUCCUUUCUUUUUCUCAUUGCUAUUACUUAAGAAUUGCAUCCGAAUUAGAUCGAGAGCGUUUUAUACGCAAAAUUUCUGAUUCUAUAAGCAGCCCCUUUAUAAGUGUAUUAAAAAUUAAGGAAAUAAUAGAGCUAGAAAAAAAUGACUAUAUAGAAAGAAUGGAAUUGCCAAAAGGAACAGCUUUAAAUAAUGCUUUAAAAGAAAACAUUUUUGCUGCUAUUCCUUGUAUUGUUAAUAAAAUACCUGUUUUUAUAUGUGGAAAGCCUGGAAGCAGCAAAUCUUUAUCGAUAGAAUUAAUAUUUUCUAAUCUCAGAGGUAAAACAUCAAAUGACCAUUAUUUUAGGACUUUGCCAGAGCUAGUGAUGGUGCAUUUUCAAGGCUCUGAGUCUUGCAAAUCUGGAGGAAUUAUAAAGGUUUUUGAAAAAGCUGGAAAACAUCCAAAAAUAGGGCACGAGGUUCUCCCUGUGAUUGUAUUUGAUGAAAUUGGCUUAGCUGAACUAUCAAGAUAUAACCCUUUAAAAGUUCUUCACAAAUAUCUUGAAAAAGAAAACAUUAAAGUUGGAUUUAUCGGGAUUUCUAAUUGAAGGUUAGAUGCCUCUAAAAUGAAUAGAGCUUUAUAUCUAGCUAGGCCUGAUCCAUGUGAGGAUGACUUGGUGCUGACUGCAUUGGAUAUUUAUCAUUCAUACACUGAAAAUAAAAUUUACGACCAUAUAAUUAAGAAGCUUGCUAAGGCAUAUACAAGCUUAAAAACACAAACCCAAGAAACAGAAAUUGCUGAUUUUUAUGGCUUGAGAGACUUUUAUCAUUUAAUUAAACGAGUAUCAGAAAAACUAAUUGAUAAAGAAAAUAGUACAAGUGAGUUUAUAACAAAUUGUGUGAAAGCUGCAAUUGAAAGAAAUUUUGGAGGCACAAGCUAUGGUGAAUCUAUUAUGUGUAGCUUAUUUUAUGAUUAUCAUAAAAUAAAUUUGCCUAAGAAAAAUACAAAAAUUUUUGAACUGUUAAAUGAUAACUUAAAUGAUCCAAAUGCAAGGUAUUUGAUGAUUAUUGGCAAGCCAGAUAUAGCCAUGUUUAUUUUAGAUAAAUAUUUGAGUGAUAAUAAAAACAGGAGAAUUAUAGUUGGAAGUAGCUUGCCUGAUGAUAUAAAUCAAGAUAGUUAUGGAUUUGAGUCUUUGAAUGAUAUUAUAAUUUAUAUGGAAUUAGGCGUAUCUAUAGUUCUGAAAGAUAUGGACCACAUUUAUAGCUCACUUUACGAUUUAUUUAAUCAGAGCUUUUCAAUCCAUGGAUCAGAAAAUUAUCAACGAAAAUAUUGCAAAAUUUCUCUUGGAGAUAAUUUUAAUCCAAAGUGUCUAGUGCAUCCUAAUUUUCAUGUAAUUACACUAAUAAGUCCAGAAGAUGUAAAAAAACAAGAUGCUCCUUUUCUUAACAGAUUCGAAAAACAUAUUUUGACUAUUGAAAAAAUACUUAAUAAUAAGCAAGCGAAAUUGUUAAAAGAGCUUGAAAAUUGAAUUGAUUUAUUUUUCGUCAUUAAAGAGCAAAGAGUUGUUAGCUUUACUAAAAAUCACUUAUUUCCAAUUUAUAGCAGUGAUUCAUUAGCUCUGCUUAUACUUUUCAAUGAAAAAGGAGAAGAAAAUAGUGAAACUUUAGAAAAAUGCAAAAAAAAUCUUUUAGAGAUAGCUUCUUCUGAUAUAUUAAUAUUACUAGAAUUAAUCUCAAUUGAUCCGGAGAUUAAAGAAAGUAUAAAAAAUAAAUGGAAAGAGCUUCAUGCAAUAAAUUUCAAAGAUACAAUAAAAUCAAUGAUAGAUAAUACAAGUGACUUUGAAAAUAUUUUUGCAUUCACUUAAUCUUUCUCCUCCAUGAGCAAACAAAAACAGUGGAAAACCCUAUUUUUAGGUAAAAUACCCUCUUGUGAGUGAAAAAAAAAAUUUAUAUGAAAAAAAUAUUUUUGAUAUAUAAUUAGUUUAUUGAGAUCUCAAUCUAAAUUUGAUUAAUUUUAAAAAUUAAGAUUUUUUAAAGUUUCGAAAAGUAUUACUUAAAAUUUAUAAAUAAACAUUUUAAAAAUAAUAUUAGCAUUCUGCUUUGAGCUAAAAAACUUUUUGAUAACUCACGGAAGGUGGAGUUAUGAUAAAAGAAUAUCAGAAAAAAUUUUUAAUACAGAUGAUGAUGAUGAAAAGCUUAUAAUCAAAGAGAUGAUUGCUUAUAAUUCAAAGCAAGAUUUAGCCAAAGAAUUGAAUGCGUUUUAUAGAAAUGAAACCCAAAAAGUUUUUAUUUUAGAAGUCGAUUUUGGAGAAGAAUGUGUUCAUCUUCCUUUAGUAAAAUUUUUAAUUGAUAAGAUAAAUUCAGAAAAUCCUUUGUCCAAAAAGAAGUUUUGUAUUGUUAUCCAUAUAAAAAGAAAUAUAAAAUAUAGCUCAUUUACAAUGCUAUUUGAGUCAUGAAAAAUGAAAAUGUUUGAUAGCUUGCUCGACAAUUCUUUUGAGGUCACAGACGAAAUACUGUCAAAGGAUACAAAGUCAUUAAUACUAGAUUAUGAAAUUUUUAAUUUUCAGAAAGAAAUUAAACACUUAGCAGAAAGAUGCUUACUUUCCUUUAGAGUUGAAAUCACAGAAGAAAAUAAAGAUAAAAUUCCUAUCUAUCUUAAUAAUGCUAUUGAAAAAAUUGGAACUGAUUGUGACAUUGCUAGCCAUUUUAAAGCAAAAAUAUGGAAAAAUUUGCAAGCAAAAAUAAUAAAUAAAGAUUGGAAAAGGUCCCAAUGAUCGUGUACAUUUAAUAGUGUGCAUUCAUUGAAGAAAUUUGGUCGUAAAAUUUUCAAAUAGUGUACUAGUUGACCGAAAUUUAACGAUUUUUCUGCCAAAUGUCUCACUGACAAAAAUACAUGUUCAUUUGAGAUGGGAGCGAUUGGAAAAGAAGAAAUUUUUUUAAAGUCCAAGCUUAUAGAUGACUCUGCUAAUCUUUAUGAAGCUAUUUCACUAUUUCUUGAAACAGAAAUAGAAAGUUCUCUACAGCUAAUUCUUUAUACAUUGGAACGAAACAGCGCUCUAUUUAGUUGCAUAGAACCUUUUAGAGAUCCCUAUCUCGAAUUUGAUAGCUUUAGAAAGCAAAUUUGGUUUGAUAUAUUUGAUACCCUAGGAAUAGAUAAUAAUAUUGGACUAAACCGUCUUUAUCAAGGAAAUAUUAUAAAAUGCGAAUAUGAGCUUUGUUUUCCAUUUUCAAUGAUGGACUACAAGACUGUAGUAGCUGCUUUUAAAUCGUAUGAAAUAUCAGAAAUGGAAGAAAAUCAGAUUCAGACUCCCAUUGAGCAAUUUAAAGACGAAUACAAUAAGCAUUCUAAAUAUAAUAGAGGAAAAUUGGAUUUUAAUGGAGAACACUCUAAACUACAAGAUUUAUAUUUUGGAGAUCUUGUAUCAAUUUAUUUAAAGGAAAAUCUACUAAGCUUGCAUCAUAAAGAAUUUAUUUGUGAACUACUCAAAAUCGUUUUUCAUGGUGAUAAUUUAUUUGAAAAAAAAUUAAUUUCAUUCAUGAAAAUUGGAGAACUUGGAGUUUUAUUGUGUAAUACCUUUGAUCUUUUACCAGAGCUAGAAAAUAAAGCUAUAAAAAUACUUCAGAAACAUUUAAAAGAUUUACCUCCUUAUGAAAGUGAGCAAGAUGAAAAUUCUGAAGAAAAUGAAAAUACACGAAAAACGGUUUUAGACUCAAUUUAUGAAAUGCUGAUCAAUGAAAUGAUAUCCAGUAAUAACGAAGAUGUUUUACAGUACUCUAUAAAAGCAGAAAAGCUAUAUAAUGUGCUUACAGAAAUAGAAUUAAAAGAAUAUGCUUUUAUCGAGACUCUAGAUAUUCUUGAAUUCUGGGUUUCAUACAGCAAAUUGGUAGCAAAAAAUAAUGGUAAACGGGAAGAUCUAUCUUAUCUAUUAGAUCAAGCCUUGAACGUCGAAACAGAAACUAAAAAUUAUGUAUGUUCCAUAGAAUUUGCAAGACAUGUUCUUCCAAAAGUUAAGGAAAAAUAUAGUGAGUCUGAACAAUACCUCAAAUUUAUAAGUUCUUAUUUUAAGCUUCUAGCAAGCAACGAUUCCAUAUUCAUAAAAGAUAUUGCUGAAGAGUUUAAAAAUGAAGAAUUUUGGAAAUAUACAACAAAAAUUAUGAGUAUUAUUGUAGAAAAAUCAAAAAUUAUAGAAUGCAUAGAAGAUUUAAAAUACAAAAUAUCAAACAAUAAAGAUGUUGAUUUUGAAUUACCCAAUGAUAAUAAUUACCUUAACGAAAUAGAAGAAGCUUUAAAACAGCAAGGGAUUCAUAGCAAAUUUGGCAUAAUUUUAAGUGAUAAUUUAGGAAAUUAUUUCGAUUCAGAAAAAAAAGAUGACGCAAAAAGCAAAUCUGAUAUCGAAAAACUUAAAAGCGAUUAUCAAUUCUUUAAGUACUUUUUAAAAAAAGGAAAACUGGAACAAAUUGAGUAUCCAAAAAUAAAAAAAAUAAUAUCAUUGACUUUGGUAAGAAAUUAUCUUGAUAUUUAUUGUUGCGUGCUUGCAAAAAAAAUAUUAAAUGAUAAGGAAGAAGAAAUUAAAGAAAAAAUUGAUAAAACUAUUUUUAAUUUAGAUAUUGGAGAUACUUUAAAAAUGUAUUGUGUUAAAAAAAUAUUAACAAUUACAGGAUAUGACAUUUCUAAGUUCAUCAUAGAAUAUCCCAACCUCAAAUGGAUUCCUAGGAUAAAAGAAAUUGAACAAGAAAAAAGCAAAAAAAUCAAUUUAGAUUUAGAUUCAUUUUUAGUUUUCCCUAGGGUUUUAGAAAAGUAUAAGAGGAAUGUAUAUAUCAUAAAAAAAAUAUUGGAAAAUGAAAACCAAAAUUUAUAUGAUGAAAUUCUUAUAGAAACUCAAAACCCUGACCAAAAGCUUGCUUUAGGAAUUGCGUUUUUAAAUAAAAUUUUUUCAAUUUAUUCGAAAGAAAAAGAAAUGAAUAGAAAUAUUAUCAACUUUUUCAAAUGUAGAAAAGAUGACAUUCUGAAUGCUUUUGGCCAGGAAUUUUAUCAAUUAUUCUAUUUUUAUAUCCAUAAUUUCCCAGCAAAUUCCGACUUAAGAUUAGAAAGAGAUACAUCAGAGACUGAUUUGCACAGAAUUUUAACAAUUCUAGGAAUUUUUACAGUCAUAUUGUCUUACAGCCAAAAAUUAAAUCCAAUUUCAUCAAUUUUUUUCAACGAAAAUGGAAGUUUAGAUAAUUUAAGCGAAAGAUUUAAUAAUCGAUAUAUUUUUGGAGCAGAACCUAAUCCAUUGCAUAUAUACAUUAAAGAAUUUCAUGAUAACUUUGAUGCAUUCAUAUCAAAGGAAUGAAAGAAAAGCUAUUCCAAAGGAAGUACUUAUAAAUGUUCGUCUGAUUGCGAUUAUAUUUAUGUGAUAUCAAAAUGUGGUGCCCCAAUGCAGAUAUUUGAGUGUCCUUUUUGCCAUAAAAACAUAGGAGGAACCAACCAUAAAUUAAUAGAAAGAGAAGGGCAUGAGAAUUUAUCACAUGAGCAAGCUUAUAGUUUUCUUAGCAACGCAGUUAGAAGACAUAUGAGCCAGAUAGAAGCCGGUUUAAAAUUUCCUGGAUCACUGAAAAGAGAAAUUCGCUCAAUUCGAGGCUUAAAUCCAAUUAGUUAUAUAGCUCUUCAUUUUGUGCUAGGCAGUAUUAUUUUAGCCUUGCACCAGAUAGGAUUAAUUGAUAAUAUAACCCUUGAAGGACUUAUAGACUCAUCAAUUUUGCAAGAAGAUAGUUAUCAAUACCUAAGAGAAUCUGUGAAAUCUGAUUAUGAAAAAUUAUUAGAAAUGAGUAGAUCCGCUUCAAGCCAUUUAUGGGUAUAUAAAAUAAUUUCAAAAUUGGAUGAAUUACUAUUGAGCUGCAGCACUGGAUCACUCUCUCCAAAAGAUAGGGAUGAAUUUGAAGAGAACUUUGAGCAAAAUUUGAUUAUUCCUAACAUCGACCCACAAAAUUCUAUUUUAGAAUAUUCAAAUUUUCUUACUUCCCCUUAAUUUGGAGCAAAAUCUGUUCCAAAACAACUUUUCUAGAACAAAUUUUAUAAAUUUGUAUGAAAAGUAUUAAUUUGUAAAAUUUGUCGAUUUAAAGGGCUAAUAUUGUUUUAAUAGUAUUAUAUUUAGAUCCCAUCACUAACUAGAGUAAUUUAUAGGUAAAUUUAUAUUAAAAUAAAUAUUAAAGGUAUUUCUAUAUAAGUCCUGAUUUUUAUCAAGAAUUUUAUUUUUCAAUUUAAAGAAAAUUAAUAACCCAAAAAUAUAUUUAAAGGUAUUUGCUCCAAUAUAUAAGGGGCGAAAGUAAAGCCAAUUAUGAAGUCCAAGUCUCUUUUAAAGAUUAUAUAUAUGAGUAUAUUAAUCUAAAAGACGAUAAAAAUUAUCCUGAUAUAGAAUUAUUCAGAAUAAAAGGUGAACCAUCUCUCGAAAAUCUUAAAAAUCAGUAUUUAUUGAGCAAUCCUGAGGAUUGCAAAAUAAUUGAUAUUUAUCUAAAAAAUUCAACUGAAAUUUUAAAAGUCGAAUCAUUGUAUCCUAUUAUAAAAUUUACAAAUUGUUUGCUUGAAAUAUAUAACAAUAAAAUUCUUCGGUCUGAAGCUAUAGAAACUACUAUUAAGAAAGCUAUUGAGGAUAAUCAUUUCAUAAAGCCGCUUUUUGAAAACUUCAUUAAAGCAUGAAAUAGCAAAGGAAUUGAUAAUCUCCAGUAUGAAUGCAAAGUUUUAGAUCGCAUAGAAUUUAAUGAGGAAAGUCAACUUACUAAUUUCCUUGUCGAUAAUAAAGUCAAAGGUGGUGGUAUGUAUAUGGCUGCUGUUUUAAUAGAAUUAGCUGAAAUCCAAAACAAAUGUCUUUCGCAAAUAAAUUCAAUAAUUUCGAAUUCUUUAAGAGAUAAAAAUGACCUCGAUGAAGCCAAAUUUAAAGCGUAUCCUUUACAAAAAUUAAAAGAAGAAAAUAUAAUUUCACUUGAUAUAGAUAAUACAGAAAUACUCAAUCUUUACUCACUUAGCAGCCCCAUAUAUGGAAGAGGCAAAGAAAUUGUUUAUGAUUUUGAAAGAAUAAGAAAAUGCCUGGCUAAGCAGCUCCUUUUAGCUAAAAUGAUUGAUACUACAAAACUUGAUUUAAUUCAAUAUCAUUUAGAGUUGCUAAAUUUAUCCAGCGAAGAGUCAGGACUUUUACUAGAAAUCAAAGGAAUUAUCAAUCAAAAACCACUUGAGUCUGAUAAGCUGCAUUGUAUUGAGUUAUUUUUUGAUGAACUAAAGCAAAAAGGAGAAGCAUAUCAAGAAAAACUGAAAGGAAUAUAUGGAUCAUUUAAUUAUUUGCUUUGCUACCUUAGGUAUUAUAAAGGGAAAAAUGAUUCCUCUAUUAUGAAUUUCUGCAAAGAGCUAAAUUCUUCUAGAAUUUCUGAAGAUUUGAAAGGCAGCACAAGGAUCUCAGAAAUUAAGCUAGAAUAUAUUAUUUCUCUAUAUCAGAUUGUAGAAGCAAAAUAUUUCCCAUAUACAAGAGAUUUUAUAAAAGCUGAUUUCAAGAAAACUGAUAAUGAUAGUGCUGUAGAAUCUGCUAUAAUAGAACUAAUUAAAGAGUGUGACACCAACUCUGGAUUUUAUCCCACUAAAUAUCAAGUAGAAGAUGCUUUAAUGAGAUUUAUUAUUAGAAAUUCAAUGGUUGAUUUAAAUUCAGACUACUCACUAAGAAAAUAUAUUGUUAGAAAUGAUUUUUGGGAUCUUAAUAUUGAGCCCUCAAAAAUUGGCAACCUAAAGAAUAUUUUUUCAAAAGUAAUCAAGAUUUCUCAUUCGUUAUGUGCAUAUGAUUGUCUUCAUGCCAAAAACCAUAAGUUUAUUGGUGCAAAGUUACAACCUUCAGUCCCUAUCAGCAUGAAUAAAAAUAAGAUAUUGAAUCAAAGAAAAAUAAAGGAUCUGAAGAGAUCAAGAAUCUAA